GUGCUCCUCCUGUGAUGGUUUUCCAGGACAAUGGGGUUGUGAUGACGGCGGUCGUGAAGAAUGGAGGAGGAUUCUUGCCAAUGCUGUCGCCAGGGCCCUAGAAUAGAGCACAAGAAGCAAUCUGAUUGGUCGUGAGAUGAUGGACACCUCGGCCAGUGCGACUUUCCCUCACCGUCUCCAUGGUAAAAUCAUUUGACGCUCCGCGAAUCAUUCUCCCCUUCCGCCCUGUAUAAUACCCCAAGCUUUCCCUCUCAUCUUCUCAUCCUUUCCUUUCCUCCUUGCCUCUUCCCCCUCCCUCUUUUGCUUUCGUUUCUCUCUCUAUCUUAGUCGAGUAGACUCUCGACUUCCCCUUCGUUCACUCGGGAUCACCCUCUUUGAUAGAGAUACCAACUGCAAAUUUCCUCUGGGAGGUUUCUACAGCAGUCCGACGACACCCACACCUCGACGGUUAACUAUUUGACUCAAGUCCAAGCAGAACUUUAUAUUCUACCAUGGUUUUCAUCGCCCCUUUUAUUGGCGCCGUUGCGCUUUUCGCCGGUUAUGCCUCUGCUCUCCCCCGUCCUGACAGUGCAGUCGGGCAGGAAGUAGCUGUCUCUGCUCCUAAUGGUAUCGUUCUCUCUGAUACCGCGGAGCUUGCUUCGCAACUGGGUACCACCGCUGCAGCUGCUACCACUGCUGCAGAGGCAACCACGACUGAGGCAUCUGUUGCUGCUACGACUACUGCUGCGUACGGUGGCUCAUCGGCGUACGUGGCCUCUGCGACCGUAGCUGCGACAUCCUCUGCCUAUGCUCCCACGGUCACCUAUGGCUCUGGAAGCUCGGGUUGGGGUGACUCAAUGUCUGGUUCCGGCUACGACAGCUGUGUGCAACAAUGUGUUGCCUCUUUCGGAGCGCCUGCUGCCACUUACACGCCUUCAGCAACUGCAGCCAGUGCUGAUUCAGGUAAUGGUGGAAUGACCCACACUGUCAUCGUCGCACCUACCCAGGGUGUUCUCCGAUAUGUUCCUUUCGCUGUUAACGCCUCUGUUGGUGACACCGUCCGCUUCGUCUGGAACGCCAACAACCACACCGUGACCAAGUCCUCUCAACUCGAGCUUUGCAACAAGACUUCCGACAGUCUCUUCACCUCCGGCACUCACGAUAAGGGCUUCACCUUUGACCAGGUUGUUAACGACACGACACCCACGUUCUUCUUCUGCAACACUCCUGGACACUGUCAAAAGGGAAUGUUCGGUAUCAUUAACCCUCCCAACGCUGCUGGUGCCAACACCUCCGUCGGUAGCAUGAUGCCCUCCAUCGUCAGCAGCACCCCUGAUCUUUCCUCAAUGUACUCGUACACCAACAGCAAGACUCAAGGUGUCGCGGGUGCCAACACUUGGGGACAGAACAUCGACGUUAACAAGAUGCCCGAUUGGUCACACCAAUACAUUGCCGAGAACGUCAUGUACGCUCGUACUUUCAUGGCCCAGAACCCCGAUGUCAUUCAGCAGGACGGCUCCAUUAACAUGAGCACACCCGCUCCUCUGGUCUUCCCCGCUGACCUCUCUGCUAACAACAACGCUGCUGCUGCUCCCGGUUCCAGUGCUUCUUCUGCUGCUACCAACCCAUCAUCGACUGCAGCAUCGACAUCGGCGAGUGUUACCCCGUCAUCUCCAGUGUCGAACGGUGCGAGAUCCACUGCCGUCUCUGGCGGUGUCCUUGCCAUUGUUGCUCUCGCCGCGUCCUUCCUCGUUCUCUAAGACUAGGAAGGAUUAUCGGGUAAAGCCUGUAUAAGGCAAAGUGGCUGACGAUAGGACACUUUCACCCUGCUCUGAAUCAUUUUCUCCCUUGCAUCUGAUUCGUGAUCCCCCAUUGCUUUUUUCUUUUCGUUUUUUUUUUAUUCCAACUUGUUUGUCGUACUAUCGUACAUUACCAUCUCGCAUGCGAGGAAAGGCUUCCCCACUGCUUUGUAGGUAUCUUAUUGAUCCAGCAAUGCUAUCAUUAGAUGCCCUAUGUCUUCGACUAUUGCCGUUGUUGGGUGCCAAGGUUACAAUGUCAAGCAACAGAUGCGAAUGCAUAUGAAUAUAUAUAUGCAUGAACGACAAACGUUGAAGC
Messenger RNA from Somion occarium, 2094 nucleotides. Lineage: Eukaryota; Fungi; Basidiomycota; Agaricomycetes; Polyporales; Cerrenaceae. The record is from the annotation of a GenBank genome assembly.